UUAAAUAUAAGCACAUACAAAACCAAAACAAACAUAACAUUAAUAGAGCCCGAAACUUCUGUUUUACAUUACAGGCUAUAUAUUUUUCUUGUUUUAUUAUCUGGGACAUGCCACUGACACAUAUAUUCACACAUCUGCAAACAGUUGAAAAUGCCAAAAAGCAUAAAUCCAUCAUAAACAACUUUAUGAUCAACAUGCAUGUUUUUUUUUAUAUGUUCCUGUUAUGAAUGACAGUAGAAUGAUGAAGUGUGUGAUGCACAGACUGACGGAGCCUCCUCUCAGUGUGUGUAUGUGUGUGUGAGGGGGCGGACAGCUCUGAUCCUCCAGCAUUGUGUCUGGUGUGAGCGUGCAGAGAUGUAUUGCACAUUUAAACAGCAGAGCGUCAGUGUGUGUGUGUGUCUGUCUGUCUAUGGUCUAUGGGACGCUUCACAGAUCGUUUCUUCUCCAAGAUCUCCCCCGGCAGAAGCUCAUCCACGCUGACAGUUAUGCCCGCCUCCUGCGCCUCCUCCUCCGGCUGGAUCCUCUGCGCGGUGCUGCUCUCCUCGGCUCUUCUCUGGUGUCCGACUGAGUCCAAGCGCAACCGCGGAGCCAUCCCGCAUCCAGACAAAAACACCCCGAACGAGUCCUCGCGGAGCCCGCAGCAGCAGGAGUCCGCGUCCGGCUCCAGGGCCCGCAGCAGGGGCUCGGAGGAGGUGUUGGAGUCCAGCCAAGAGGCGCUGCAUGUGACCGAGCGCCGGUACCUGAAGCGGGACUGGUGCAAAACACAACCGCUGAAACAGACCAUCCACGAGGAGGGCUGCAUCAGCAGGACCAUCAUCAACCGCUUCUGCUACGGCCAGUGCAACUCAUUCUACAUCCCGCGGCACGUGCGCCGGGAGGAGGGCGCCUUCCAGUCCUGCUCCUUCUGCAAACCCAAGCGCUUCACCACCAUGAGCUUCACCCUCAGCUGCCCGGACCAGCAGCCGCCCACCCGCAAGAAGAGGGUGCAGAGGGUCAAGCAGUGCCGCUGCAUCUCCAUCGAGCUGGACUAGAGCUGGAUAAACAGCCCCAGGAGGAGCUCACGGGGACCGGUAUGCUGGAGGGCGGAGGACGAGAGGAUGCGGUCGGCGAAAAAUAACGCUUUUACCCUUAAACUGCUUAGUCUUUUGGGGGUUUUCCUUAUUAGAUUACACGGAUCAUUAAAAUCUGUCACCAUCCACAUGCAAAAAUUCGCUUUUUAAGCCCUAAACUGUUGGGCUUCUCCGUUACGCAGAAUCUGUCACCGUGCAGAAAUUCCAGAAAUUCGCAUUUUAACCCAACUAAAACUGUUGGGUUACGACAUAGCCUAUUAUCCAUCACCAUCCGCAUGCAGAACCACUACAGUACCUUUUAAAUACUUUAACACUAUAAAACAUUACUGUCUUGCCGUAACCCGAUGAGUUAAAUAUAGACAAACCCCGAUGUUGGAUUAAUUAUUUUUUUCAUCAAAUACUGGGUUGUCCAUAACCCAAAGUUGGCUCAAAUAUGGUUAAUUAGACAUAAAUCUUGCCAAUCAAAUGUAAAUUCAACUUGUAAAUUUAAACUGCUGGGUUUCUCCAUAUCAUCUGUCAUAUCAUCUGUAACAGAAGUUACUUUUAGUAUAUAAUGUAACUAUAAAGCAAUGCUGGGAUGUGCAUAACCCAAUGUUGGGUCAAAUAUGGUUAUUUAGAGAUAAAUCUUUUCAUUCAUUCAUUCAUUCAUUUUCUUUUUGGCUUAGUCCCUUUAUUAAUCAGGGGUCGCAACAGUGGAAUGAACCGCCAACUUAUCCAGAAUAUGUUUUCACGCAGCGGGUCCCCUGUUAGCUGCAACUCAGCACUGCGAAGCAUCCAUACACACUCAUUCACACACAUACUCUACUGACAAUUUAGCUUAUCAAUUCCCCUAUAGCGCAUGCGUUUGGACUGUGGGGGAAACCGGAGCACCCGGAGGAAACCCACACCAACACGGGGAGAACAUGCAAACUCCACACACAAACACCAACUGAACCAGCCGAGGCUCGAACCAGAGACCUUCUUGCUGUGAGGCGGUCGUGCUACCCACUGCGCCACCAUGACGUCCUAUAAAUCUUUUUAAUCAAAUGUCAAUUAUGAUUUUUUUAACCCUUAAACCACUUAAACUGUUGGGUUUCUCCAUAUUAUGUCACAAUGUGCAUGCAGAAAUAUGGAUAAAUCUUCUCAAUCAGAUUUAAAUGAUGCUUUUUAACCCUUAAACUACUUACACUGUUGGGUUUCUCCAGUAUCUGUAACAAUCCACAUGCUAAAACACUAUAUAGUAACAUUUAGUAAAUACUGUAACACUCAAAAAUGUCACAACCCAGUGAGUCAGAUAUGGACAAACCCAACGUUGGGUUAUUUUUUUUUUACUUUUACCCCUUAAACUAUUUAAACUCCAUAUUCAGCAUGCAGAAGUUACUUUAGUAAAUAAUAUAACACUAUUAAACUAUUUAAAUGUUGGGUCAAAGAACCCCACUUUGGAUAAAUUUUUAUCAAUCAAACAUAAAUUAUGUUUUUUUAACCCUUAAAUAACUUAAAUUGUUGGGUUUCUCCUUAUUCCACCUACAGAAGUUACUUUAAGUAUAUAAUGUAACUAUAAAGCAAUGCUGGGUUGUGCAUAACCCAAUGUUGGGUCAAAUAUGGUUAUUUAGAGAUAAAUCUUUUCAUUCAUUCAUUCAUUUUCUUUUCAGCUUAGUCCCUUUAUUA
Messenger RNA from Danio rerio (zebrafish), 2717 nucleotides. Lineage: Eukaryota; Metazoa; Chordata; Actinopteri; Cypriniformes; Danionidae. The record is from RefSeq and is a predicted model, not a curated record.